Messenger RNA from Cyanistes caeruleus (blue tit), 1309 nucleotides. The record is from RefSeq and is a predicted model, not a curated record. Lineage: Eukaryota; Metazoa; Chordata; Aves; Passeriformes; Paridae.
UUUCUGCCGGCCAGAGCUGCAUCAUCAAGCGGUACUGCGAGAAGAGGUUCGUGCCCAAGUACCUGGCCACCAUCGGCAUCGACUACGGCGUCACCAAGGUGCAGAUCCGGGAUCGGGAGAUCAAGGUGAACAUUUUCGACAUGGCCGGACACCCCUUCUUCUACGAGGUGCGGAACGAGUUCUACAAGGACACGCAGGGGGUGCUGCUGGUGUACGACGUGGGCUCCAAGGAAUCCUUCGAUUCCCUGGAUUCCUGGCUGGCCGAGAUGCGCCAGGAGCUGGGGCCCCACGCCAGCCUGGACAACGUCGUCGUCGUCGUCUGCGCCAACAAGGUGGAGGCGGGCCGGGCGCGGGCGGUGGACGAGAGCGAGGGGCGGCUCUGGGCCGAGAGCCGCGGGUUCCUCUACUGCGAAACCUCGGCCCAGAGCGGGGAGGGCAUCCAGGAGAUGUUCCAGGUGCCGGGAACGGCGCGGGAAUAACGCGGGAAUAACGGGAAUCUGGGAAUGCGGGAAUCUGGGAUGAGAGGGAUGCAGGAGAUGUUCCAGGUGCCGGGAAUUCCCAAUGGGAAUAAUGGGAAUCUGGGAAUGCGGGAAUUGGGAUGAGAGGGAUCCAGGAGAUGUUCCAGGUGCCGGGAAUUCCCAAUGGGAAUAACGGGGAAUUGGGGAUUGGGAAUGCAGGGAUGAGAGAGCAUCCAGGAGAUGUUCCAGGUGCCGGGAAUGACGCGGGAAUGCGGGAAUCUGGGAAUGACGGGGAUCUGGGAAUGCAGGAAUUGGGAUGAGAGGGAUCCAGGAGAUGUUCCAGGUGCCGGGAACGACGCGGGAAUAACGGGAAUGCGGGAAUCUGGGAAUGCGGGAAUGCGGGAUGAGAGGGCAUCCAGGAGAUGUUCCAGGUGCCGGGAAUUCCCAGUGGGAAUAACGGGAAUCUGGGAAUGAGGGAAUUGGGAUGAGAGGGCAUCCAGGAGAUGUUCCAGGUGCCGGGAAUGACGCGGGAAUCUGGGAAUCUGGGAAUUGGGAAUUGGGAUGAGAGGGCAUCCAGGAGAUGUGCCGGGAAUUCCCAAUGGGAAUAACGGGGAAUGCGGGAAUGGGGAUGAGAGGGCAUCCAGGAGAUGUUCCAGGUGCCGGGAACGGCGCGGGAAUCUGGGAAUGACGGGGAUGCGGGAAUCUGGGAAUGCGGGAAUUGGGAUGAGAGGGAUCCAGGAGAUGUUCCAGGUGCCGGGAAUUCCCAAUGAGAAUCUGGGGAUGCGGGAAUCUGGGAAUGCGGGAAUUGGGAUGAGAGGGCAUCCAGGAGAUGUUCCAGGUGCCGGGAAUUG